Cyclocybe aegerita is the source of this 831-nucleotide messenger RNA. Lineage: Eukaryota; Fungi; Basidiomycota; Agaricomycetes; Agaricales; Hemipholiotaceae. The record is from the annotation of a GenBank genome assembly.
AUGUUUUCUCGUGCCCUCAUUGCCUCCCUUGCUCUCGUCCCCUUCGCCGUCGCUCAGACCUCGUCCGUCGACAUUGCCGCCAUCGAAGCACACUUCGAACAAUCCGCCAUCGUCCCCGACCUUUUCCCCUCCUUCACGCCCUCUGCCUUGCUCACCCUCGACUACCCAGGCGUUGGUGAGGCGGAGCCCGGUCAGCUGUUCACAAAAGAGCAGGUUGGCCCCACCCCGACAGUGACGAUUGUCCCGGCCAACUCUUCUGUCUUGUUGAGCGGCACCUAUACCUUAGCCAUGGUCGACGCCGAUAUUGUUGGAAGCAAGCUCCCUGAGGGUCAAACUCGUCACUGGUUGGUCAACGGGGUCAGCUCCCUCGUGCAGGAUCGACCGUCAACAACGCAUCCGCUGUCGGAAUUACCACCUACGCUGGGCCUUGGCCUCCCGCAGGCAGCGGCCCUCACAGGCAAGUGCCAUUUCCUGUUGGCACCGUCCACUUUCUCUGCGCCCGCAGCCUUCUCCCAACCAAACAUGGGCGUUUCCGUUUUCGACUUCAAUGCCUAUGUCAGAGCUCGCCUCCAGGAUAGCGGACUUGGUCCUCUCAUCGCGGCAAACUACAUUACCGUUGAGGAAGGCACUGCCACCGCCUCCAUCCCUGCCACUUCAGCUGUCGUCACUAGCACCCUCGCUGCAGGCACCUCCGUUACCUCCGCUUCAGGAAGCUCCACUGGAACCUCUGAUGCUUCCUCCCCUACCACUUCCACUAGCGACGCUGCUGUGCUCUCUGCGAAGCUGCUGUCAGCGGUGGUCGCUGCUGGUCUCGCCAUAUUUGUCAUUUAA